Molecule: messenger RNA, 2647 nt
Organism: Acipenser ruthenus (sterlet)
Lineage: Eukaryota; Metazoa; Chordata; Actinopteri; Acipenseriformes; Acipenseridae
Product: neurexophilin-2-like
Exons: 4
Coding region: 851-1651 (266 amino acids)
Molecular function (GO): signaling receptor binding
Source: RefSeq, a predicted model, not a curated record
GAGGUAGUAAUAUAGUUGUCAGUAAUUCGUUUGACAAAAACCAAAUCUAUAGGCCACGUUAAAAUCUCGUUUAACAGAUGGCCAAUGCUACUCUGCAACUUCCCUUUCACUAGAAGUGCGCUCAAUUUUCUGAUGAGAUAACAGUGUUUAUUAUUGGUAUUAUAGUUAGUAGUAGUGUUAGCCAGUCUUUUGAAAACUAUGGAAUGUAAUUAUUUACUGGCUAUUAAUCUACUUUGUGGUUUCAGAAUAGUAACAUAAAUGAAUAUAUUAAAUCCUUUAAGGAUAUGAUCAGACGCUAAGACGUUUAAUGCCGAUCAGUCGUUAUAGGAAGCAAGCAACCAAGGGGUUAAAAUACAACUUGACGGAUUCCUAAACUAAACUUGAGGACCAUGGAAUCCUGCAUAUCACAGGCGCACAAGGCAUGGGUCCGACUCCAAAAGGAGAUCUAUAAUUGGUUCUCAAAACUCGUAUCAGUGGUCCUACAUCAGUCUGUGAAUGACUACUGUGAUUUUAGCUUGUUCCUGCUGUAUACGGCUAUUACUGAACAGACAAAGGAACAGCAAUGAACCAGGUUAAUUGAGAGGGCAAUCGCAGAGGACUCCCCGGCUGUAUAAAUUGUAGCUCGCUAUAAGAAGCGCGCCUGCUGGAUUGGAGGCAACUCAGGUGAACUACUUGCACUGCUCAAUAUAUAAAUAGGACUGUACAUUUUCUCGACCACUGGGGUCCGAUACAUCAGCUUGGAUGUAGGUUGAUCACAGUGAUGCUGCAUCCCUUUACCCAAAUCUGCCCGUUAAAAGCGGAUAUAUGCAAAUCCAAGUAAAAUAACUGAUUCAGCUGAGACCAAAUAAAGAUGAGGUACCUUCAUUCAAUGUGUUUGAUUCUGGCACAUUGUUUCAUUCAAGUGGUUACAUGUGACAAAACCCAAUUGCCAACAACAGAGCUUAUAGAAUGGGAGGAAACAGACAAUGAGGAGGCAUUAGCUAACAGUGUUGCCAAUUCACCAAUUGUAAAUCCACUACGACUUUUUGCAAGCGGGUCUCAAGAUCUCAAACAGAAUAUAAAAGAAAUAACACACUUAGAAAAUGUUGAAGAUUUUUGGGACUGGCUAGCAAACAGAACAAACGUUCAUGAAAACCAUGUACGAACUAAACGCAGACCUAUAGUGAAGACUGGGAAGUUCAAGAAGAUGUUUGGAUGGGGUGACUUUCAUUCUAACAUCAAGACAGUUAAAUUAAACCUUCUCAUAACUGGGAAAAUCGUUGAUCAUGGAAAUGGAACCUUCAGCGUUUAUUUUCGUCAUAAUUCGACAGGCCUUGGAAACGUGUCUGUGAGCCUGGUGCCACCCUCUAAAGUUGUAGAGUUUGAAAUCUCCCAGCAGUCAACACUGGAAACCAAGGACUCCAAGGCUUUCAACUGUCGAACUGAGUACGAGAAAACAGACAGGGCCAAAAAGACAGCCCUGUGCAGCUUUGAUCCUUCCAAGGUUUGCUACCAAGAGCAAACCCAAAGCCACGUUUCCUGGUUGUGUUCAAAGCCGUUUAAGGUCAUAUGCAUCUAUAUUGCAUUCUACAGCGUAGACUACAAACUGGUCCAAAAGGUUUGCCCUGAUUACAAUUAUCACAGUGACACUCCCUAUUUUUCCUCAGGAUGAUAAAAUGUUCUUGCAUGUUCAUGACCUCCUAGAUUUCUCAUGGAAUUUGGGUAUAAUAGGAUCAAACCUAGCUUUCUGGGUUAGCACCAAUAAUAUUUGUCUUUGUCAUUUGCUUGAUAUAGGCUUACACAGAGAGGUUUGAGAAAAGACACUAUGUGACCAUCUCUGCUGAAGGAUUCUGGACACGAGAAGUUAAAAUGGACUUACUUUUGUAUGGAAUUACUUAUUUUGUUUUAGUGUGGUACUUAAAAUGAUGAAGGAAGCAUUUAAAAAACAGUUAGGAAACUGCAUUUAAUCUGGUAAAACUGGUAAGUCUUAUUGGUACAGUAGAUUUAUGUGGUCAUUAGAGAAUAAAGAACUGCUGUUAACAAUCAUCUGUCAGAUGUAAAUCCUGUGCACCCUUUCAAAUAUGUAUCUACUGAUGGAUAAAGUGUUUAAUACUGUAGCUACCGUCAUGCCUAGUAUUACUCAAUUAAAACGCCUAUGUAUUACUGCAAAAAUUAUGUAGAACACAAAUUAUCUAAUUGUCUGUUAUUAAUGUAUUACCCUGGCUUGAAAUGCUCUGUAAGAAUUUGUCAAAUUUUCCAAAAUCAAUAUUUUGACAGUGUUACAAACACAUACAUGGGCUUGUCAUUCAUAGUCUUUGCAAUUAACAUAAUUAUCAGGGUUUAAUAUGAUGGUGAAGACGAGAAUGCUAAUUUGAUAACUUUAUGAAUAUAAGUAAUGGCAACAUUCCAAGUUGUCUGGGACGUCUUGUUUGUUUUUAUCAUUAAUAUUAUUUCAGAGCCGGGGGGGGGGGGUGAUUAGAAUAUACCAACAAAUACUGUAAAUAUAAUAAACUGUAGAUAUCAUACAAUGUCCAUAGAUUGAUUGUGAUCCAAUAAUGACACUUUUUUUUUACCUCAUAAUCUUUUAUGCAAACCACAUGUAUCAGAGUUAGGCAGUGUGUCUUCAGCUGUGCAUUUAGAGAUUAACAGUAAUAGUUGGUAGUAAAAA